ACUCAUUUGUAUACUUUUAGAUGAUUGGUGUGUAUAUUUAUAAACAUAAAAUUCUAUGAAUCAGAUAAAAACAAUGCAGUAAAUGAAAUAACAGUGUCGUUUUAUAACAUUUUGAUUAACAAAAGAAAAACAUGGACGGAAUCUGCACUGAGACAAACAUAAAACAGCAAAAUAAAAGCCGCUCAAAUGCCGACAUCCAGCAGCUCAGUAAAAAACUAUCGUGGUUGCUCAGGCAUGGUGCAGCAAAAGAAGGACUUCCAAUACAACCGGAUGGCUUUUUGGCUACUUCAGCUAUAUUUACGCAUACUAAAUUCAAAAACUAUAAUAUUGUUAUUCUGAAGAAAAUUGUCGAAACCGAUCAAAAACAACGCUACACAUUAAGGUUUAAUCCAAAUUUGGGCGACUAUGAAAUCCGAGCUAAUCAAGGUCACUCAAUGGAAAUAGUUCAGUCGGAUUCUUGUUUAGAAAAAGUAACUGAUUCAUGCGCUAUUGCUGACAUUGCUCACGGUACUUAUUAUCGUUUUUGGCCAAGUAUCAAGACGGAUGGACUGCUGCGCAAAACACGCAAUCAUAUUCAUUUUACGGUUAUGAGUGAUAGCCCCCACACCAGCAAAAAAGUGAUAAGCGGCUUCCGUAACAAUUGUGAAAUUCUAAUAUACAUUGAUACCCAAAAAGCAAUGAAAAACGGGUUGGAAUUUUAUCGAUCCGAAAAUAAUGUCAUACUUUGUGAGGGUCAAAAUGGCUGCAUAUCUACGCAAUAUUUUGCUAAAGUUUUAGAUCGAAAGACUGAAUUUUCUGACUUCUGACUUGCUGAGACUAUAACUUUUUGAAGUUCUCUGUGUUCUCUGCGACUAUUUACUGAGCUGUACUAAACACAGGCGGAAUCUGGUGGGUGGAUUUUGGAGCCCUCGAAACAGCGAAGUCGCAGUUUUCACCAGGCAAACAUUUUACAGACUAACCGAACAUAGCACACAGCAUCUUCUUUUUUUUUGGUUUUCUUUUUAAAGAAAUGGAAGACGUAAAUCAGCAAUCUGGAAUAAAUUUCGUUCUUGAAUUCCGUCGUACACGUCGUGAUAUUUUUAAUCCUAUGGAUGUAAAUUUUCUAGACCCGUACAUAUUUUUGACCAGUCGACCGGAGUUUGACAUAUCAAAUUAUGUACCCUCUUUUAUUAUGAAUAAAUUUACAGCUGCGUGGAAUGUUUUUAAAGGUGCGGUUAACCAUUCCUACAAUCCAAGAAACGACGGUCCGUCUGGUAGUUCGCCCUCAAGUAAUGAAAUUUUCAAGAUUAACUUAUUAGGUGUUUAUGAUGUGUCCGUUAAUAAAAAUGACAACAAUAAAUGGAAAUGGAAUUUAACUCGUCGUUAAAUGGAAAAAUCCACUAACCAAUUUUUUAAACUAAUUGAUUUGCAUUUAAAUUAUACAUUUAAUUUAAAUGACAAUCAAUUAAUAUAUCAGAUUGGUUUGUUUGAAGAUAAACCUCACAUCAUCAUUUGGCGUUAAAAUGAAGUUUAUUAGGAGUUUCAAGGAUUUGGCAACUGUUUGACAAUAUACUAAAUAAUUAAAUUAAAAGUAAAAAUUAAAAAAAAUAAAGCACAAA
Teleopsis dalmanni is the source of this 1598-nucleotide messenger RNA. Its product is annotated as putative tRNA 2'-phosphotransferase. Gene Ontology annotation, molecular function: tRNA 2'-phosphotransferase activity. Gene Ontology annotation, biological process: tRNA splicing, via endonucleolytic cleavage and ligation. Lineage: Eukaryota; Metazoa; Arthropoda; Insecta; Diptera; Diopsidae. The transcript has 4 exons. The record is from RefSeq and is a predicted model, not a curated record. Bases 132 to 806 code for a protein of 224 amino acids.